Messenger RNA from Trichoderma breve, 1026 nucleotides. RefSeq names its product maf1 regulator domain-containing protein. Bases 1 to 1026 code for a protein of 341 amino acids. Gene Ontology annotation, cellular component: nucleus. NCBI's taxonomy places the organism in Eukaryota, Fungi, Ascomycota, Sordariomycetes, Hypocreales, Hypocreaceae. Gene Ontology annotation, molecular function: RNA polymerase III core binding. Gene Ontology annotation, biological process: negative regulation of transcription by RNA polymerase III. The record is from RefSeq and is a predicted model, not a curated record. The transcript is spliced from 2 exons.
AUGAAGUACCUCCCAGUCCAAGAGUUCGAGGCCGUAACCGGCGCUCUCAAUUUCAACACGCCCGACUGCAAUGUUACAGGCGGGUGCGAUCUAUACACAACUAAGUCUACCGGAUCCGAUAAGAAACUCUACAAGAACAUCGACAAAGAUCUCAGUUCUCAACAUGCCGCGUUGCUCAAACUGGGCGCCAGCCUGUCACCCCCCGACAGAGAGCACAUGCUCGCAACAUCGCGCAGCAUGCAACUCUUCUCACACUCGAGCGCAUUUGGCCCGCUGUCCGAGCUUUCUAGUCGGCGGACGUUUGCUUACCUGAUUGCGACGCUCAACGCAAGCCACCCUCACUACGACUUCUCCCACGUCCUGCGACCCGGCGACUUUAAGCGUGAGAGGAACCUGAAGCGUGUCAUGGCCAACCUUGACUCGAUUCUGCAAAACACACGACCUGGCUUCGAUUUAGGCUCCUCGUAUGAUUCCUCCGCUGGCAGCGACGUCAACGCCCAGUGGGGGCCUCAGUGCUGGUCUUUGAUCAACAAAGAGAUGCGCUUGAACGAGUGCACCAUCUUCAGCUACCACCCAGAGGUCGACCCCUUUGAGGAAGACGAAAGCGCCAUUUGGGCGGUGCACUACUUCUUUUUCAAUCGAGCGCUUAAGAGAGUUGCCUAUCUCUAUGUCCGCGUCGUCCCCGUCAUCUCAUCACAGAGCCCAACAUUGAGACCCGUAAAGGGGGGCGUCCAUAAGCGACACACGGCGGUCGAGUCAGACGGCGCAAAGAAGCGCACAAAGUAUUGGCUAGGCGAUCAGGACGCUGAGCUAGUACCGCCGUACGAGGACGACGAAGAGCCGUUGGACGAUGGCCUGUACUGGAACCGUGGUGAAGACGGCGAUAUUGUGCAGUUUUCAGACGACGACUUUGCUGAAGAUGAGCCCGUUGACGAGGAUGAAGACGAAGAUGACGACUACGACAUGACGAGUCCUAGGCGGGAGAGACUUAUGAGCGAAGAUGUCGCAGGACAGAUGGAGAUUUAA